Messenger RNA from Neogale vison (American mink), 1419 nucleotides. RefSeq names its product neuropeptide FF receptor 1 (gene NPFFR1). Gene Ontology annotation, cellular component: membrane. NCBI's taxonomy places the organism in Eukaryota, Metazoa, Chordata, Mammalia, Carnivora, Mustelidae. The transcript is spliced from 6 exons. Gene Ontology annotation, molecular function: neuropeptide receptor activity; peptide binding. Gene Ontology annotation, biological process: G protein-coupled receptor signaling pathway. The coding region runs from base 1 to 1419 and encodes 472 amino acids. The record is from RefSeq and is a predicted model, not a curated record.
AUGGAGGCCUUCAGCAGCUCCCUGGCGCCUCUCCGUCCAGGUCAAGGUCCCCCAGGAGGCUCUCAGGAAGUGGCUCCUGAAUGUUCUGCAGAGGAGAUGAGGAGGGACAACAAAGAUUUUGAGGGGGAGCCCUCCCAGCCUCCUAACAGCAGCUGGCCCCCAAGCCAGAACACGAGUCAGGCCAAGGCCACCCCAGCUGCAAAUCUCACCUUCUCCUCCUACUACCAGCACUCCUCCCCAGUGGCAGCCAUGUUCAUUGUGGCCUACAUGCUCAUCUUCCUCCUCUGCAUGGUGGGCAACGCCCUGGUCUGCUUCAUCGUGCUCAAGAACAGGCACAUGCGCACCGUCACCAACAUGUUCAUCCUCAACCUGGCCGUCAGCGACCUGCUGGUGGGCAUCUUCUGCAUGCCCACUACGCUCGUGGACAACCUCAUCACUGGGUGGCCCUUUGACAACGCCACGUGCAAGAUGAGCGGCUUGGUGCAGGGCAUGUCCGUGUCGGCGUCUGUGUUCACACUGGUGGCCAUUGCUGUGGAAAGGUUCCGCUGCAUCGUGCACCCUUUCCGCGAGAAGCUGACCGUGCGCAAGGCGCUGGUCGCCAUCGCAGUCAUCUGGGCCCUGGCCCUGCUCAUCAUGUGUCCCUCGGCCAUCACGCUGACUGUCACGCGCGAGGAGCACCACUUCAUGGUGGACGCCCGCAACCGCUCCUACCCGCUCUACUCGUGCUGGGAGGCCUGGCCCGAGAAGGGCAUGCGCCAGGUCUACACCACGGUGCUCUUCUCACACAUCUACCUGGCGCCGCUGGCGCUCAUUGUGCUCAUGUACGCGCGCAUCGCCCGCAAGCUCUGCAAGGCCUCGGGGCCCGCGCUGGCCGGCGGGGAAACGGCGCCCCAAGGCCGCCCUGGGGCCCGGCGCAGGGCCAGGGUGGUGCACAUGCUGGUCAUGGUGGCGCUGGUCUUCACGCUGUCCUGGCUGCCGCUCUGGGCGCUGCUGCUGCUCACCGACUACGGCCAGCUCAGCGAGCCGCAGCUGCACCUGGUCACCGUCUACGCCUUCCCCUUCGCGCACUGGUUGGCCUUCUUCAACAGCAGCGCCAACCCCAUCAUCUACGGCUACUUCAACGAGAACUUCCGCCGCGGCUUCCAGGCCGCCUUCCGUGCGCAGUUCUGCCUGCCGCGGUGGGCCGGCCCCAAGGAGGCCUAUUCCGAGCCGCAGCCCGGGGAGCUCUUGCGCGCCCGGCUCUCCGCGGAGGGGCAGCCCGGCGACUCCGGCCUGCCCUCGGAGUCCGGCCAGAGCAGCGGGGCAGCCCGCUCUGUCCGACUCCCCCUGCGCGGGGCCCGGGUGGCCCAUCAUGGCAUGGCCGGGGAGGGUCCUGGCUGCGGCCACCUGCCCCUCACCAUACCGGCUUGGGAUAUUUGA